UUUACCGUCCUCACCUCACAGAUGGAACUGCCAUUCAGGAGAAAUGGAGGAAACGAGAAGAGUCAGUUAAACAUGGCAUUGUAAAGAAAGACAAAACCCUGUCAUUUAGGUUGAACAGCAUGGAAAACUCCUCGGAAUGGAGCAACAUUUCACUCGACUCUGAUUUUGAGCCUUGUGCCACAUUGAGGAGCUCCGGUUCACGAGUCGCCCUCUAUGUCUUCAUCAUCGCCGGGAUCGUCUGCACCGUUGUCGGCAACUUCCUGGUGGUUCUCGCCAUUGCUUACUUCAAACAGCUGCAGUGCCCUACUAACUCUUUCGUAAUGUCUCUGGCUGUCGCUGACUUCCUGGUGGGCCUGGUGGUAAUGCCAUACAGUAUGGUCAGAACAGUAGAAGGAUGUUGGUAUUUUGGCCCAACCUUCUGUCAUCUUCACUCCAGCUUGGACGUUAUGCUCUGCACAGCCUCCAUCUUCCAUUUGAGCUGCAUCGCUUUUGACCGCUAUUACGCUGUCUGUAACCCUUUGGUGUAUUCGUUUAAGAUGUCCCGUAAACGUGUGGGUCUGCUGAUUGUGGUUUGCUGGGCCAUUCCUUUCCUCAUCUCCUUUGGGCCAAUCCUCCUUGGGCUGCACAAGCUUGGCAUGGACGUUACUUUGCCUGAGAAUGUGUGUAUUUUCUUGGUGAACCGUGUUUAUGCCGUCAUGGCGUCUCUUGUUGCAUUUUACCUGCCUAUGGUGACCAUGCUGGUGGCCUACUGGAAGAUCUACAAAGCGGCCAAGAGGCAAGCCAUGCAGAUAAGCGCAAUGGAGGCACAGAUGGCGGCAGGUGUGGGCAAGGACUCGAGCAAGAAACAAAAACAUCGCAAUUCUAUAAGGAGGGAAAGAAAAGCGGCCAAAACUCUGGGCAUUAUCAUGGGGGUGUUCCUUCUUUUCUGGUUGCCCUUCUUUACUGUUAAUAUUGUCGACCCGUUUAUUGAGUACGGGACUGCUGCUGUGAUAUGGGAUGUGUUCCUGUGGUUGGGGUACGUCAACUCCUCCCUAAACCCUUUCCUCUAUGGUUUCUUCAACCGAUCCUUCCGUAGAGCUUUCCUCAUGAUCAUGGGCUGCAGAAUAUGUCUACAUGGGACAACUCAAGGAAUGGACCUCUCUCAUUCAAAAAGAGAUGCCAAUGAGCGCACUGACAACCAGUAG
Messenger RNA from Labeo rohita (rohu), 1184 nucleotides. Its product is annotated as 5-hydroxytryptamine receptor 4. The transcript has 2 exons. Gene Ontology annotation, cellular component: membrane. Gene Ontology annotation, biological process: adenylate cyclase-activating adrenergic receptor signaling pathway. Gene Ontology annotation, molecular function: G protein-coupled receptor activity. Bases 120 to 1184 code for a protein of 354 amino acids. NCBI's taxonomy places the organism in Eukaryota, Metazoa, Chordata, Actinopteri, Cypriniformes, Cyprinidae. The record is from RefSeq and is a predicted model, not a curated record.